UUCUUUCCCAUUUCAGCCAAGAGGAGCCAAAGAAACAAACAUGUCAACAUCCGGAAAGUCAGUGAAAGAGGUUUUACAAGCGUUCAUUGAGAACUUAGAUCUUGUAAUAGAUCAGCUUAGAAAAGGAGAAUCAACCAGAGCUGAUACUGGCGAUUUUCAGGUUGAUAAGUACUGGACCCAUCUAGGUGCUGUAGUGAAGGCUGUGUCCCAUGAAUGUACCAAGUUAUGUAUCACCUUCUCCACUCCUCCACUGCCUGCUCCUGAGGAAUGUUCAGGUCUUGUUUCUGGUCUAGAGAGAGCCACACUUGCACUGGUGUCAGCUUUUUAUUCCCUACCCACAUCACAAGGUUUAACCUUGUGGAAGUCAUCAGUGGAUGCAGUCUGUGACAUCAUAGAGGGGGUUCAGGAGCUGGUCAGGAGGAUAGCUCAGGCAGAGACAGCAGGCUCUACUGAUCAGCUGCAAUCAACUGGGAAAGUUUGGGAGAGCUGCAAUGGCAUCAAAGAUAUUCCAAAAGAUAACAAAGCAGCAGUGAUUGCAGUGGUAACAGGUGCUAGUAACUUGGUAAAAGAUGCUUUAGAAGAACUGGAGGCAGCUGUGGAAAAUGAAGGUCGCUUGGAUGACCUUGACCUUGGUGAUGAUGACAGUGAUGACCUUGAGGAAGAAACAUGGUCUGAGGCAGACAAAAGGACAAUAGCACCAUGCAUAGGACUUGUUAAAGCGGUAAAAGCUUGCCUGAAGAAGACGUCAGUUGCUGUGAGAAGUAACGGAGAAUGUGUAACUGUGGCACAGAUCACAGAACUGGACAAAUUAGCAGAUGUUAUGAGGUUAACGAGUCCCGCUGUGGAUGACUUUGUUUCUGGAUUGUAUGCUCCAUUGGAUCUUGAAAUGGCAAAAGACAAUGCAAGAAAACUGGCAGAUAUUGUAUUGGAGCUUUUAGAGCUGUCAAAGACUUCUCACGUGACAUUUGAUGAAGAUGUACAGUGGAUCACUUUUCUGAAAAAUGCAGUUCAACAUAACUUGGAGAAAAUUCAGAAUCCAGUUAAUUCGUAACCCGGUACAAAGGAUGAUAAAUAAGUAAUAAAGGGCUCGUACCACCUAAACCUUUGACUAUUUCAUUCUGGAUGCAGGAAGUCAUUUUAUUUUAUUUUCUCUUUUUUAAAGGGGGCAUGUCCUUGUGAGUAUUGAUUAUUAAAUUCAUAUGGUUUAGAUUAUAGAGCUUAUUUGGUGCACCAAACACAAAGUUGCGCAUAAAAUGUAUUGAAUUCCUAUUGUGAUGUACGUAUUAGAAUUGAUAUUGUUUCAAUGGAUUUCAUGUACUUUAGUUUGGUUAUAGCCUGUAUUUAUACGGCAUCAGAACCAAUAAAGAAUAAUAAUAAUAUAAGACAAGUUCUGUAUCCCAGCUCCCCAGGGAUGUGAAGACAGCUACAUCCAGGCUAAACCAAGGACAAAAUUUUAACCAGGCAUAACGUCAUCUAAUGUAAACUGCACAGAGACUUUAUUGAGUGGUAUAGUAGACUUUACUUUUCAUAUUGUUUUAAUUAAAAUGUAAACAGCACAGGUAGAUCCAGAACAUUGUGUCUAUGGGGGGAGGAGAAGCAAAAAUAUAUUAAGAGACAGAAGCAGGGCUUUUAUUUAUUUAUUAAUUUAUUUUAUUUUUUGAGGGAGAUUGGACAUGCCUGGGACCCAUAACUCGAAAGCAUUGCGCAUUGUGACAGAGCGCAAG
Molecule: messenger RNA, 1724 nt
Organism: Lingula anatina
Lineage: Eukaryota; Metazoa; Brachiopoda; Lingulata; Lingulida; Lingulidae
Product: cyclin-D1-binding protein 1 homolog
Cellular component (GO): nucleus
Source: RefSeq, a predicted model, not a curated record